Messenger RNA from Monomorium pharaonis (pharaoh ant), 3579 nucleotides. It is a transcript of the gene S6kII, whose product is annotated as ribosomal protein S6 kinase 2 beta. Lineage: Eukaryota; Metazoa; Arthropoda; Insecta; Hymenoptera; Formicidae. The transcript is spliced from 14 exons. Bases 321 to 2570 code for a protein of 749 amino acids. The record is from RefSeq and is a predicted model, not a curated record. Gene Ontology annotation, molecular function: magnesium ion binding; ribosomal protein S6 kinase activity; ATP binding. Gene Ontology annotation, biological process: protein phosphorylation; intracellular signal transduction.
CCCCUCAAUACGCGGCCAGGAAGGCACUCACUGCGUGCCCGGGUAGGAUCGCUAGGUUAGGUGACGGCGCUCAAUAUGCGCUCGAGGAUGCCUGGCUCAGUACACCAGGAGGAACGGUCUGCUCACUUCGCAGGCCGGGGAAGCUCUGUCUUCCGUCGCGAGUGGAGGGCUUAUAUACCCUCCACUCGGUGGUGAGGGAAAGAGAGAAGAGCGGAGGGAGCGAGCGAGAUAAAUGCUCAUAUAUUAUAUAUUAGUAACGAUUUAAUAAAGGUUUUACGAAAACAUUUGCAAUUUCGAAAAUACAUAAAACUGUGAAAAUAAUGCCGUUGGCAACUUUAACUGCUCCUUGGACAGAGCAUCGUACAAAUGAAAAGCAAAGUGCGGAAAUUCUUCCGGCUGAAAAUCAAGAAGAAACAAUGAUCACUCAAGGAAAUUUAAUUGAAAAAUCAAAUGGUUGCUCGGAAUCUCACGAAAUUGAAGUACGUGACAUGGCAAGGGAUGGUUAUGAAAGAGCCGAACCCUCUCACUUUGAAUUACUUAAAGUUCUUGGCCAAGGAUCCUUUGGAAAGGUAUUUUUAGUAAGAAAAGUUGUUGGAAAGGAUAGUGGGACUUUAUACGCUAUGAAAGUUUUAAAGAAGGCGACUUUAAAAGUUCGUGAUAGAGUCAGAACUAAAAUGGAGAGAAAUAUAUUAGUGGAUGUGGAACAUCCAUUUAUCGUCCGACUGCAUUAUGCAUUCCAAACCGAAGGAAAGCUUUAUUUGAUUCUAGAUUUUCUAAAAGGUGGGGAUCUCUUUUCUAGAUUGUCUAAAGAGGUAAUGUUUACGGAAGACGACGUCAAGUUCUAUUUAGCCGAGCUAGCACUUGCAUUGGAUCAUAUACAUAAACUCGGAAUUAUUUAUCGAGAUUUGAAGCCUGAAAAUAUUUUGUUAGAUACAGAAGGCCAUAUAUCUUUAACGGAUUUUGGCUUAAGCAAACAACCUUUAGAUGAUUCAAAAGCGUAUUCAUUUUGUGGUACUGUUGAGUAUAUGGCACCAGAAAUUGUCAACAGAAAAGGACAUACUUUUACGGCAGAUUGGUGGAGUUUUGGUGUCUUAAUGUUUGAAAUGCUGACAGGCGCUCUCCCAUUCCAAGGUGCAAAUCGUAAAGAAACGAUGACACAAAUCUUGAAAGCUAAACUUGGAAUGCCGCACAAUCUUUCAUCGGAAGCGCAAGCACUUUUGAGAGUAUUGUUUAAGAGGAAUCCGGUAAAUCGUCUUGGAUCUGGCGGAGUGGAAGAAAUUAAAAAUCAUAAUUUCUUUGCUACAAUCGAUUGGGACGCUCUUUAUAAAAAGGAAAUAAAACCGCCAUUUAAGCCAGCUGUUAGGGAAGACGAUGCAUUUUACUUCGACAACGAAUUCACUUGUAAAACACCUAAAGAUUCUCCCGGGGUACCACCCAGUGCAAACGCGCACGAAUUAUUUCGCGGGUUCAGUUUUGUCGCACCAUGUUUGCUCGCGGAUACGGAUCACGAUAUGUCUCCUGAAUAUAGAAAUUACGAUAACAUACGUGCCAUUUUUCCAACUUAUGUUAAUCCUGUUUCUAUAACUGACGAAUAUGAAUUUAAACAUGAAAUUGGCAGAGGAAGCUACAGUGUGGUAUACUUGGCUGCUCAUAUAGCAUCCAAAAUAGAGUAUGCUGUAAAGGUGAUUGAGAAAUCGAAACGAGAUCCAACGGAGGAAAUAGAAAUUUUAUUACGAUAUGGUAGGCAUCCUCACAUUGUAACGUUGAGAGCCGUUCAUGAAGACGAUAAACGAGUGUAUCUCGUAUUGGAUCUUUUACGCGGUGGCGAACUCCUCGAUCGUUUACUGCAGAGACGAAAUUUUACUGAAAGGGAAGCUGCUGAAGUCAUUUAUAUUGUCACAAGUGUGGUGCAGUAUCUCCAUGAGAAUGGAGUUGUUCAUAGAGACUUAAAGCCAUCGAACAUCCUUUAUACGAAACCUGGUGGUGAUCCAACAACACUUUGUAUAUGUGAUCUUGGCUUUGCGACACAAUUACGCGCGGAGAACGGUUUGCUAAUGACGCCCUGUUACACAGCCAACUUUGUAGCACCCGAAGUGUUGAAACGCCAAGGGUAUGACGCAGCGUGUGAUAUCUGGUCUCUCGGAGUCUUACUGUACAUCAUGUUAGCUGGGUACACGCCUUUCCGUAAUAGCCCAGGAGAUAGUGCAAAUGACAUAUUAGAUCGUAUUGGUUCAGGAUAUAUAGAUGUGGAAAGUGGAAUAUGGUGCCAUAUCUCUAGUGAAGUUAAAGAACUGGUUAAGAGAAUGUUGCAUUUGGAUCCCACUCGAAGACCUACAGCGGCUGUGAUUUUAAAAUACCCAUGGAUUGUAAACCGACAUCUUAUUCCUCCAAAAGUAUUGCCGGACGGACCAGAAGUUAUUAAAGAUCCACAUAGUCUCAAGAUGGCAGUUGCAGAAACAUAUAGAGUAAUAGCAAGUAAUCCGAGAUCGCCACAUAUUGGUCCAGUAGUUAUGUCUGAAUUGGCACGUCGUAGAACACAAGGCAAAUCCAGUGGUCUCACCCAAAUUUAAUUUUAAUAUAUCUCUUGUAUAAACUUUUAUGUAAAAGUGGAGAAACACUAGGAUUACAAAAUUAUAUUUUAAAGCAAAAGUUCAAAAUGCCCAUACUGUAAAUAACAUUAAUAUAUCGUCGUACAUAUAUAAUGGAACGUUUACAGCUAAAUGUGAUAUUUAUUUAUAAUUAAUUACGUUUGUGUGUACCUCUAUAUAUACAUACGUGCCUAUGGUUAUCACGUGUUACCAGGGGGUGGCUCGUAGAAUGCAAAAAAUUCUGUUAAUAAUCAACAAUUCAAAAUAGUUUCGUUGUUUAAUUUAUAAUUUUUUUAAACAUUUAAUUGCUAUAUCAGAUUUAAUCAAAAUGAUGUUGCUUGAAAUAAUCAUGUACUAAUAUAAUAUGAUUUAAUCUAAAUAUUUCAAUGUAUUACAUUAGUGCUUUUCAACAAGCUCACAGAGUUUACAUUAUGAAAUCUCUUUGCCUUUUGCCCAUUUGUGAUUUUCUACUAUUUUCUUCCCAUAUCAAUCUUUCCCAAGUCAUAAAUGCUAGCUGGAAGAUUCAAUCAAAGAUAAAAUCGAUCUCCUGCUACAGGCAAGAUAUUUCAGAAAUUAUGAAAUUCAGACAAGGAUCGCUUACCGAUGUAUGGUUUGUUUACGAUGCAUAUUUCAACAUGGUCUUGUUCGCAUUCUUAGAAACACAUAAUUGGUCACAUAACUUGAUGGAAAGCAUUAUUAUAUGUAAACUUUUAUCUAUAGUGUAGCUAGGUUGAAUUAUUUUUUUAAUUUGAUGUAUAUUUGAUAUAAAUGUCUUGUAUUUUCACCUAAACUCGUAGUUUUUAAUUUUAAAACACUUUGUAAAAAUCUUGUUGUUCUAUGAGUUUAAAUUCUAAAAGAAAUUAAUGUGGUUGUGGAGCUGCAAAACGGAGCAAAUUAUGUAAUUAUAAUUUUAUUUUAAUGUGUUUAGUUAAUGUACUUACUUAAUGAUUUGUUAAAUAAAUUGGUAAUUAUAUAAAUUAUUUUUAUACCA